CUCUUUUCUUUAUUCUCACCUAGAGGUCUAUUUAUAUAUAUAUAUGGUACACACGAAGCAUUAGGUAAGUAACUAGUGAGACCAAAUCACAUUGCAGCUAAUUUGGUGUCAAGCGUCAAUGGUGGUCAGUCAUGGCACUUGGUUCCAGCUUGAUCAAAAAGGAGCUAGUCCUGGAGCAAGAAGUUCACAUGCUGUUGCCAUAGUAGGACAAAAGCUCUAUGCAUUUGGGGGUGAAUUCGCGCCACGUGUCCCCGUUGAUAACAACGUACACGUCUUCGACCUCAAGACUCUCACAUGGUCUGUGGCUGAUGCAUCCGGGGAUACCCCACCACCACGUGUGGGUGUGACAAUGACUGCAAUUGGAGAUACCAUCUAUGUAUUUGGUGGAAGAGAUGCUGAACACAAGGAGCUCAAUGAGCUCUAUUCUUUUGAUACUAAGAUCAACAAUUGGGCCUUAAUUUCAAGAGGAGACCACGGGCCUCCUCACCGCAGCUACCAUUCCAUCACCGCCGAUGACCGGAACGUCUAUAUAUUUGGUGGUUGUGGGGUUUCCGGGAGGCUCAACGAUUUAUGGGCCUUUGAUGUUGUCGAUAAAAAGUGGACCGAGUUUCCAUCUCCGGGCACAAACUGCAAAGGCAGAGGUGGCCCCGGCCUCGCAGCUGUCCAAGGAAAAAUAUGGGUAGUGUAUGGUUUUGCUGGAAUGGAAGUGGAUGAUGUGCAUUGCUUUGAUUUGAUCAGCAAAACAUGGUCCCAAGUUGAAACAAGUGGACAGAAACCAUCAGCGCGUAGUGUGUUUUCAACAGCCAGUUAUGGAAAACACAUAAUCUUGUAUGGUGGGGAAAUAGAUCCUAGUGACCAAGGUCAUAUGGGUGCUGGCAAAUUCUCUGGUGAUGUUUUUGUGUUGGACACAGAGACACUAGAGUGGAAGAAGUUGGAAGAAAGGGUGGACUCUGGUUCCCAUCCCGGGCCUCGCGGAUGGUGUGCAUUUGCCAGUGCUCAGCGAAACAGUCAAGAGGGCUUACUGGUAUAUGGCGGGAACUCUCCCAGCAAUGAUAGGCUUGAUGACAUUUUCUUCUUUGCCCUGUGUCAGAACUAGUAACUGCAUUAUGUUUGAUAUGUUUCUGGAAACAUGUGAUUGGGUAAGGUGAUAUUUGUACUUAAGAAAUUUCAGUUUGUGUGUAUGUAAUAAAUUAGCAAGAAGUGUGUGAAAAUUCUCAGGUUUGGCUUAUUUAAUGGUUUAGUUUAUUCUUGUAUUUUGAUUUGGUGUUGCAAGAACUUGUGAUUGUAAAUCUUUGCCUUUGUUAGAGAAAAUGUUCUGAUAGUUGUGAGAUACACUCAGUUAACUUA
Arachis ipaensis is the source of this 1347-nucleotide messenger RNA. RefSeq names its product Galactose oxidase/kelch repeat superfamily protein. The record is from RefSeq and is a predicted model, not a curated record. Gene Ontology annotation, molecular function: protein binding; enzyme regulator activity. Gene Ontology annotation, biological process: nitrile biosynthetic process. Gene Ontology annotation, cellular component: cytosol; nucleus. Lineage: Eukaryota; Viridiplantae; Streptophyta; Magnoliopsida; Fabales; Fabaceae.